This is a messenger RNA of Guyanagaster necrorhizus, 584 nucleotides long. RefSeq lists its product as uncharacterized. The record is from RefSeq and is a predicted model, not a curated record. The transcript has 2 exons. NCBI's taxonomy places the organism in Eukaryota, Fungi, Basidiomycota, Agaricomycetes, Agaricales, Physalacriaceae. Bases 118 to 459 code for a protein of 113 amino acids.
UCAAUUUUUUGAGCCUUCGUCCGCUUCGUGCGGACACACCCUACUUGUAAAAUCCCCAGUCCGCUGUUUCCUGUAAGUUUCUCCCUACUCCCCGCUGAUUAUCUUUCUCAUUUAUCAAUGGCUCGGCAGAUCCGUCGAAUCACUUAUAGAGUUUCUUGCGGCAACUUAUUGGCCACCGGCACUUUCUCUGGCGGUUCUGUUGCGUUAAUGUAUUGCAGAGUACCCAUCGUCGCGGAGCUAUAUUUCCGCCGGGUACCGCGUGGGCACGACUCAGCUACCGACAGUUAUGAAGUACUCAGGAUGGACAAAAUAAAUGCCCGGUUGUCUAUGAUAUCUUCAUUUGCGUCGUUGGUCAACGAAAGUGACGCUUUGACCUGCCAGGGAGCAAUAACGAAACAUACAGGUCCCCGUGGUUCGAUCAGUGAUCGCCACAAACGCCACCCUCGGACCUCUCUAUGACCCCUGAGGGGCCUCAUCGCCAGUCAACCGAAUCCAAGACGCUGACCUACGACCUCCUUCGUAAAGACCAUACAAUCUAUUCGCCUAUGAUCCUAGGUGCCACUGGCACCCGGCGUCACAAAAUU